Molecule: messenger RNA, 2910 nt
Organism: Lachancea thermotolerans CBS 6340
Lineage: Eukaryota; Fungi; Ascomycota; Saccharomycetes; Saccharomycetales; Saccharomycetaceae
Gene: HSH155
Product: U2 snRNP complex subunit HSH155
Exons: 1
Coding region: 1-2910 (969 amino acids)
Biological process (GO): spliceosomal complex assembly
Cellular component (GO): catalytic step 2 spliceosome; U2-type prespliceosome; U2 snRNP
Molecular function (GO): mRNA binding
Source: RefSeq, a predicted model, not a curated record
AUGAAAGACUUAGAAUCUGUAGAAAAUAUGGACUCUAACCAAAAACACUGCCUUACUGCGGCUUACACUAUGCCGCAAGAGCUAAAAACAGAGCUGGAAGUCCACGGAAAGGAUGAUGCACUGACAGAGAGAAUGCGGGCAAAAGCUGCCUCCGCUAGAGAGUCAGACUACCAGAGAAAGCGUUACGAUUUACAGCUUAAAGAAGGAGCAGGGAACGGCCAAGAAAAUGACAAAAAGAGGCAUUUGGAGGUGGAUAUAACUAGUGAACCACGACAGGGAGCAGUUGUGAAGAGGUCCCGGUGGGAUGUUGUGGAGGCUUAUCAAAUGCCCGAAAGCUCUAGAGAAGAAAUCCAAAACCUAUCGAAGGAGCUAAUAACGGAAGUACCGGGGGUCCGAGAUUUACAGUUCUUCAAGCCCAGCGACAAGAACCACUUCGGAGAGCUGCUAAGUGACAAGAAAGAACUAAGUGAAGAAGAAGAAAAAGACCGCCAGUUUCUUCGCCUGCUUCUGCGGAUCAAAAAUGGGAGACCGCAAACCAGAAAGUCGGCCAUGCGCGCGCUGCGAGAUCGAGCUUCUGAGUUCGGUGCCCCUAGAAUAUUCAAUCGCGUGCUCCCAAUCCUUAUGGAUCGGAGCUUGGAAGACCAGGAACGUCACUUGAUGAUCAAGGUGGUGGACAGAAUUCUUUACCAACUCCAAGAUCUAGUAAAGCCUUACACUCAUCGCAUUCUAGUUGUGAUUGCUCCAACAUUAAUAGACGAGGACAUUGUGACAAGAGAAGUUGGAAGAGAGAUCAUAUCGCGCCUCGCUCACUCAGUGGGCUUUGCGACGAUUAUUAUGAACGUCAGAGCAGACAUUGAUAAUCAAGAUGAGUAUGUUAGAAACAUUACUUCCCGGGUGCUAGCGGUGGUCGCAAAAGCUCUUAGCGUGUCCAAUAUGAUACCGUUUCUUAAGGCUGUCUGUAAUUCUCGCAAGUCUUGGCGCGCAAGACACACAGGCGUGAGAACUAUUCAACGAAUUGGGAUUUUGAUGGGCAUAGGGGUCCUCCCAUAUCUGCAAUCUCUUAUCGAAUGUAUUAGUGACAAGUUAAACGAUGAGCAUCUGCCAGUGCGCAUUGCUACUGCGCAAAGCAUUGCCUCCCUUGCUCAAAGCUCAUACCCGUACGGUAUUGAUGCUUUCAAUUAUGUUCUUGAACCUCUGUGGCGGGGCAUCAGAACUCAUAGAGGAAAGGCUCUAGCGUCUUUUCUACGUGCAUUGGGCUUCAUUAUUCCCCUAAUGGAUGCCGAGUACGCUGGUUAUUAUACACAAGAAGUCAUGAGGAUAGUCAAACGUGAAUUUCACUCCCCGGACGAAGAAAUGAAAAAAGCAGUACUCCUAGUGUUGCAAAAGUGCUGUGGAACAGAGGGUGUUUCUCGUUUACAACUUAAGGAGGAGAUAGUUCCAGAUUUCUUUCGCAACUUCUGGACUCGGCGCACUGCCUUGGAUCGUCAAAUAAGCAAACUUGUUGUUUACACCACGACUAUUCUUUCCGAAAAGGUGGGUUGUGCAUUUCCCGUGGGUUAUCUCUUAAAUCCAUUAAGAGAUGAAUCUGAGCCAUUGAGAACAAUGGCUGCGCGCGCCGUGAAUCAAAUCGUUAAGUCGCAGGGCACGCAAGAUAUUGAUCAGCGACUGGAAACCAGGAUGAUAGAUGCUCUCCUUAUAGCAUUUCAAGAACAAACUAACGAAGAUAACAUUGUUUUACGGGGCUUCGGAACGGUUAUUAAUUCACUAGACACCCGAAUGAAACCAUACCUCGCACCAAUCGUAAGCACCGUGCUACAACGGUUGAGGCAUAAAUCCCCGAUCAUAAGGCAGCACUCUGCUGAUCUUUGUGCAAUGCUAGCCUCUGCUGUUAAACACUGCGGAGAGGAAGCUAUGCUGAAUAAACUUAACAUAAUAAUGUAUGAGUCCUUGGGCGAGGUAUAUCCUGAAGUGCUGGGUUCUAUGAUAGGUGCAAUGUGCGAAAUUGUCAGCUGUGCUGACUUUUCGAGAAUGCAACCUCCAGCUAACCAAAUACUUCCAAAUUUAACUCCAAUUUUGCGCAAUCGUCACAGGAAGGUUCAGCAUAAUAGUAUCCUUUUGAUUGGAAAAAUUGCUGACAAAGGUCCAGAUAGUGUCCCACCCAAAGAGUGGAUGAGGAUAUGUUUCGAGCUUUUGGAGAUGUUGAAGAGCCCAAGCAAGUCUAUUCAAAGGUCAGCUAACAGCACCUUUGGCAGUAUCGCGAAAACCAUUGGCCCCCAGGAUGUAUUAGUUGCAUUGCUAAACAACCUCAAAGUUCAAGAGCGCCAGCUUCGAGUUUGCACCGCGGUUGCCAUCGGUAUAGUUGCUGAGACGUGUGGGCCAAUCACUGUUCUUCCUGCCCUAAUGAACGAAUACAAAACACCAGAAACAAAUGUUCAAAAUGGUGUACUGAAAGCGAUGUCAUUUAUGUUUGAAUACAUCGGAGGCAUCGCGAAGGACUACAUCUACACUACUGUUCCUUUGCUACAGGAUGCACUUACAGAUCGAGAUUUAGUCCAUCGCCAAACAGCUGCUGCUGUAACAAGACACCUAGCGUUGAAUUGCAUGGGUAAAGGCUACGAAGAUGCUUUCUUACACUUGCUUAAUUUAUUAAUGCCUAAUGUUUUUGAAACUUCCCCACACGUCAUCACACGUAUUGUCGAAGGUUUAGAGGCAUUAAGGAAUGCCCUAGGCCCCGGGGUCGCGUUAAACUAUGUUUGGGCAGGUCUUUUCCAUCCUGCCAAAGGGGUAAGGAAAUCGUUUUGGGGACUCUACAAUAACGCGUACAUUCAACAUCUGGACUCUAUUGUACCUUUCUAUCCACAGGUGGAAAGUGGUCCUUUCACGGUUGAGGAGUUGAAUGAGAUUCUAUAA